AUGGUAUCCGUGAAUGCCUUGUUAUUCUCCCUCCUCGCAGCCUCUACGGCUGUGCAGGCUGCAGUCCAAUGUUUUACCUCGCAGGGCUACACCGCGGCGCAGGCGGAGACAUGUCUGGAAGAUUUACGCGGAGAGGGAGAGAACGACUUCCUAAUAGAUAACAAAGGCGAGUCGUUCGAUUCUGUCUCUCUUUGCCAAAAGCCGGGUGUCUACGUCGACGCGAGACCCCAGAAGGCUGCGGAGAUAAGUUCCUCUUACCGAGAUGUGGCCGAUACCUUGGAAGAGAUUAUCAAAGAGUGCAAAGACGGCGAUAAUGCUGCCGGUUAUUCUUAUGUCCAUGGAAAUGGAGACCUAACGAUUGCGCUGAACAAUGUUACGGAGCCUGCUUCGUGA
Aspergillus puulaauensis is the source of this 393-nucleotide messenger RNA. RefSeq lists its product as uncharacterized. Bases 1 to 393 code for a protein of 130 amino acids. The transcript has 3 exons. Lineage: Eukaryota; Fungi; Ascomycota; Eurotiomycetes; Eurotiales; Aspergillaceae. The record is from RefSeq and is a predicted model, not a curated record.